CACCACGUUAAUUACAUGUUUCACGAGCUAUUUCUGGAUUCAAUGGAGCAAGAAAGGAAGUUUUCAAAUGAUCAAGAAGCUUUCGAUCCCAGUGCCCUUCCUCCAUUCAGGAUAAACGAGAUCCGAGCUGCCAUUCCAGAGCAUUGCUGGGUGAAGAACCCAUGGAGGUCACUCAGUUAUGUUUUGAGAGAUUUGCUUGUGGUCUCUGCACUCAUGGUAGCCGCACUGCACUUCAACAGUUGGUUCUUCUGGCCACUCUAUUGGGCUGCUCAGGGAACAAUGUUUUGGGCAAUUUUUGUUCUUGGUCAUGACUGUGGGCAUGGAAGUUUCUCUGAUAGUCCCAAGCUCAAUAGCUUUGUAGGACAUGUCCUGCAUUCUUCAAUCCUUGUGCCUUACCAUGGAUGGAGAAUAAGCCACAGGACUCAUCAUCAGAACCAUGGAAACGUUGAAAAGGAUGAGUCUUGGGUCCCGUUGACUGAGGAGACUUUCAAGGAACUAGAUCGUAGUACUAAAAUUCUGAGAUUCACAGUGCCUUUCCCCCUGUUAGCUUACCCUCUGUAUCUGUGGCGUAGAAGUCCAGGAAAGGAGGGAUCUCAUUUCAACCCCUACAGCAGCUUGUUCACUGCUGAUGAGAGAAGAUUAGUGGUGACUUCAACUGUGUGUUGGACUAUAAUGGCUGUUUUUCUGCUUUAUUUAUCCUUUGUCGUAGGCCCUGUCCAAAUGCUUAAGAUAUAUGGUGUUCCUUACUUGAUUUUUGUAAUGUGGAUAGACUUUGUUACUUAUUUGCAUCACCACGGUCAUGAUGAACACAAACUUCCUUGGUACCGCGGCAAGGAAUGGAGUUAUUUGAGAGGAGGGCUUACAACAGUUGAUAGAGAUUAUGGAUUGUUCAAUAACAUUCACCAUGACAUUGGCACUCAUGUUAUCCACCAUCUCUUCCCUCAAAUCCCACACUAUCACUUGAUAGAAGCUACAAAAGCAGCAAAGCCGGUGCUGGGAAAGUAUUAUCGCGAGCCAAAGAGAUCCAGUCCCAUUCCAUUCCAUUUGAUUAAGAAUCUAGUAACAAGCUUGAGUCAAGACCACUUUGUGAGUGACACUGAAGAAAUUGUCUACUAUCAGACAGACCCAAACCUGCAUAAAAAAUUUUCCAGCAAAUUGGAUUGAUAUUUUGAAGCUUAGUCUAGUUAAAUAAGCAGGGGAUUGAAUACACUCUCACUUCUUCGGAAGUUUUAGUUUUACAUUGUAGCAAGUCUUUUUUAUCUAUGUAUCAGCAAAUCAUAUAGUGCAUCAGCUUUUUUAUUUCAUUAAAUUGUGAGCUUGAACUCACAUGGUACACUGUAAAUGCUGUACUCGUCUUCCAUUAUUCAUCUUCAUAAGUGAACUUAUCAGCGCCUUCACUUAAAA
Molecule: messenger RNA, 1404 nt
Organism: Mangifera indica (mango)
Lineage: Eukaryota; Viridiplantae; Streptophyta; Magnoliopsida; Sapindales; Anacardiaceae
Product: omega-3 fatty acid desaturase, endoplasmic reticulum-like
Exons: 9
Coding region: 16-1164 (382 amino acids)
Biological process (GO): lipid metabolic process
Molecular function (GO): oxidoreductase activity, acting on paired donors, with oxidation of a pair of donors resulting in the reduction of molecular oxygen to two molecules of water
Source: RefSeq, a predicted model, not a curated record